Lethenteron reissneri (Far Eastern brook lamprey) is the source of this 1772-nucleotide messenger RNA. Its product is annotated as RILP-like protein 1. Gene Ontology annotation, molecular function: dynein light intermediate chain binding; small GTPase binding; protein dimerization activity. The record is from RefSeq and is a predicted model, not a curated record. Gene Ontology annotation, biological process: cilium assembly. Lineage: Eukaryota; Metazoa; Chordata; Hyperoartia; Petromyzontiformes; Petromyzontidae. Gene Ontology annotation, cellular component: ciliary basal body; cytoplasm.
UGCGCGCGGUCACCGCCGUCAACUCAGACCGGGCACCAACCACCGAUUCAUUAACACCGCCAGCCACGGCCACUCGCCUCUCCAGCCAGCUCGGAGAAAACAGCGCAGCUCAGCAGCGCAGCGUCCGCUUGAGACCGUGAGCGUCCCCUCCACCCUCCCAGAGGGUGAACUUUCAGCAGGGUCACAACUGCCGGUCACUUUGACCCACACACACGCACGGACGAACGGCCCCGUCCGUGUUCAUGGAGGCGGCAGCGGUCGACGGCGCCGCGGCGCCGCGCGCGUGGUCCUCGCCGCCCGAGGGAAGCAGCCCCUUCGACAAGCCCCCUCUGGAGCUGAGCGCCGCCGACGUGUGGGACAUGGCCACGUCGCUCGGGGAGGCCCUGAAGCUGCUGGUCUCCAGCCGCGGCUACGAGACGCCGGGGGACUGCGGCGCCAGCAACGGCGGCGGCGGCGGCUGCGGCGGCCCCGGCGACUGCGCGCAGGUGGCGGCCCCGCUGGCGUGGCGCGUGGUGCGCGCGCUCGAGGCGCUGGAGGCGCACGUGGCGCACGCGCGCAGCGCGAGCCGCGAGGCGCACGCGCUGCGCCGCGAGCUCGAGCGCGCCGCGGGAGAGCGCGAGCGUCGCGCGCUCCGCGACAGGGAGCACCUGCAGUACUUGGAGCAGGCCGAGGAGCUGUGGCGUCAGGAGUCAUGCGAUCUGCGCGAGAAGCUCGCGACUUCGGAGCGCGAGAGGGGUCGUCUGGAACGCGCACUCGUCCUGUCACAGGCGCCGGUCGAGGACCUGUCUGACGCAGACACGUGGGACUUGGAGGACAUGAUCCGGCUCCAGAAUGAAAGAGACGCGGCCGAAAGGAAACUGAAGGAACGGGAGCGUGAGCUCAGGGAGAGGGAACAAGAUCUGAAGCAGAAGGAGCAAGAGUUGCGGGAAACGGAACGAGAGAUGGCCCUGAGCCAGCGUGAAACUAAGGCCUUGCAGUUGCAGGUGAGCCGGCUGGUGUGCAUGAACAGCGAGCUGAGACGGCAAAAGUCUUGCCAGGCGCCGCCUGCCGCCGAGCUGGAAGCGAGGAAGAAAUCAUUCCCGGAUUCUUCAGUUCUGCGAUCGGAGGAGAAAACUGGGCUGCAGCAAAAACAAACGAGUGUGGAGACUCCCCAGAAAGUCACUGCUCCUGCUACCCAAGCAGCGCUCAAGGCACCACAGAAUAGUGACCGAAAUCCUCCAAUGGAACCGAAUCAACAACCGAAAGUUGACACGGAGUCUUCCGCGAGCGAACACAGAAAGAGCAACCCUCCACAAAACUCCGGAGAAAAUAGGGAGGGUCCUCGCUACACGGUGCGCGAACUGCGGCACGUGCUGGAGGAGAGGAACCAGCUGAAGGCCGAGCUGCUGUCCCUGCAGGAGGAGCUGGCGCUCUACAGGAGUGACGAGGGCGAGGAAGACGUCGAUCUCGCCAAUUCGUUGCCCGCUGAGAAAGCGCCCGCGGUGACUCAGGACGUGUCCUCCUCGCUUUUUCAGACGCAUCAGCAAUCGGAGCCUCGCAUCAAACGCCUGAUAUUUACGGCCAUCAUGCCGCUGGUCGCAGCGGGGCUGCUCUACGAUGACCCCACACUCCAACCGAUCAGAAACUUCGUGUGCGACGUGUAAUGCCGACCCAGGAGAGGACUCGACAAGCUAAACGCACAGCCACGCUCUCGUGAGAUGUACCAGCAGCCAGGCGCACAUGCUGAGCGGGUGCCAUGGACACGUUGGUUGUUUUAGUCAAUGAUGGGGGGG